GGCUCCGUUGUUAUUCUUAUCUUCAAGAAAAACAACAAAGAAAUAAACGUUAUUCACUCAAUGCUGAUGAGUGUCAGUUUUGUUUUCCUUUUAAACGCUGUACUGUUGCAGCAAAAGUUGUCUCUGCGUGUUUAGCAUCAACAAAUAAAAUUAAGAUCCAAGCGUCCGGUCGUGAAGUUUCACCGACUCGCUCUUUCGUGUAAACAGUUGUGAUCGAAGUAACCAUUGAAAAAUAUUUCGCCACGGCUCCUCGUACCAUCCUCGACUCAUAACCAGACCAGGCCUUGCACGCUACGGUAUCGAAUCGAACAGUAUAAUUUAUCAGAAAAGCAAUGGAGAACAAGGACCAGCAAGUACCUCGGCCGGAUGGAUCAUUGCCGGAUGACAUCGAGCAAAACUUCUUAACACAGUUCAGCUCAAUGAUAACCACCGACAAAGAGGAGCUGAUCAAACAAUUUCAAAGCAUAGGAGAAAAUCUGAACCAUUCAACUGCGACAUUUUUCUUAGAUAUGACAAAUUGGAAUCUGCAGGAAGCAGUAGGCUGUUACUUUGACUACAUGGCACAAUCGCGAUUUCCUUCUAUGAAGUUUCUAAGUGAUAUCAGUGUCGGAAAGGGCGAAAAAAUUACUCCCAGCACAAUGUUCCAAUUAUCAUUUAUGAUACAGAAUAAUGGGGAAACUACGUGGCCUAGUGGUACAUACAUGGCGCUAAAGCAGGAUCCACAUUUCCUACAAUCUUACGCCGCAUCACUACGGGAAGCGAAUCAAAAAUUCUACGUGCCUACAUUGCCACCCAUGGAUACAGUGUCUGUUACGGUGCAAUUGGUUAGUCCAGCGGAAGAAGGUGCAUUUCACACCACAUGGGCAAUUUACACUCCCAACGGCACCGAGUUUGGAGAAACCAUCGCAGCGAGCAUAGAAGUUUGCAAAAAUGGAACAAUGGCUAUUACUCAGGUGCAGGUAUAG
Messenger RNA from Anopheles cruzii, 965 nucleotides. Its product is annotated as protein ILRUN. Gene Ontology annotation, molecular function: ubiquitin binding. Lineage: Eukaryota; Metazoa; Arthropoda; Insecta; Diptera; Culicidae. Gene Ontology annotation, cellular component: phagophore assembly site. The record is from RefSeq and is a predicted model, not a curated record. Gene Ontology annotation, biological process: macroautophagy. The transcript has 6 exons. Bases 333 to 965 code for a protein of 210 amino acids.